UCAUUAGGGUAUAUUAUCACUGAAAUUUCAAAUUUCAAUGCAAUUACGUUCAGACCAAAAAGUACUGUGUGGUUGGUUCAGACGUUCACAAUCAGUCAUAAUUUACGAUGAAUGAGUAGUCACAGCUCUUAUCUUAUCAUUUGUCUAUUUGAGAAAUAUAAUUAGUUGUAUGGCCGGCCGUGAACAGACAUUAGUUUCAUAAUUUGAUUCAGUCUCCAGCCUCGCCGCGGUCUGUGUCGCACGUCUGCUUGAGAGAAGUUCUAUUUUAUUGAUUAGUUUAGUGAAUAUUCUCAAGGACCAUGUCUUCUGAUACCCCAAGAGUAUUAUCUAUCCAAAGCCAUGUAGUGCAUGGCUAUGUUGGAAACAAAAGCGCAGUUUUCCCACUACAGGUAUUGGGUUUUGAAGUUGAUUCUAUAAAUACAGUCCAAUUUUCAACACAUACAGGCUACAAACAUAUAAAAGGGACAAGUUUAAAAAAUGAAGAGUUAGACGAACUUAUUGAUGGGUUGACUAUGAACGAUGUGGACUAUUACACCCAUUUCCUAACGGGAUACUCAAGAUCACCUGAUUCAUUGAAAAAAAUUGUGGAAAUUCUGAAAAAGUUAAAGGAAAAGAACCCUAAUUUAAAUUAUGUAUGUGAUCCUGUUAUGGGUGACAAUGGAAGAAUGUAUGUCCCCGAAGAUAUUCUGCCGGUAUACCGCGACGUUGUCGUUCCACUAGCUGACGUCAUCACACCAAACCAGUUUGAGGCAGAACUUAUCACUGGACUAAAGAUGAACAGCCUAGAAGAUGCUUUGAAAAUAAUUGAAGCCCUACACAAGAAGGGACCAAAAACUGUUGUUCUGUCAAGCACAGAACUUGGAGACGAAACCUAUAUGAUUGCGAUUGCUAGCACUGGGGGAGUGCAGUAUCAGAUCAAUAUUCCGAAGUUGGACGACGCAUUCACGGGGACUGGUGAUUUAUUUGCGUCACUGUUCCUGGCAUGGUGGCACAAGACCAACAACGACUUAAAACUGACCCUCGAAAACACGAUAUCCACAUUACAGAUCAUUGUCAAGGACACUUAUGAGAAGGCUAGAGUUCAUCAACCUACGGGUAAGAUUUCGCCGAAACUGAGAGAGCUACGCAUCAUUCAGAACAAGAACUUUAUUGAAAACCCCAAGGUUACUAUUGUAGCAACAAAGCUAAGUAGUUAAAUAUAUCUUAGUAUUCUUUUUAGUUAAAACGGGAUGCAUUAGCUAUGUGCUAUAAAUGUUUGUAUUUUAGCUACAAGAUUACGGUACCUGCGCUCUAAAGAGGUUGAGAAAUUGAGAAAUAAAUAAUUAAUAUUAACAAAUAUUUUAAUAAAUCAUACUCAAAAAUAAAGCAAUAUUAUUACAGUCAUAGAAUGAUCUUUAUUGCAAGUUUUUAUUUUUAUUUAACUUGCUAUGUAUGUAGGUACCUAUAUACCUUAUGUACCUAUACCUAGGUAUGUAUUAUUGUUGUAACAUUUUGCAACACAAUUUGAAAGCAAAUAUCUUCAAGUAAUAAUAAUUCAGCUGCACUGUUGUAGGUAGCGUUGCCAGGCGUCCGGAUAAAGCCGGACAUAGGUAGGCUUUUUGUUUCUAGUCCGGCCAAAAUAAACGGUGUCCGGCCUGUCCGGCUUUUGUUAGGCUUUUUACCUAAACUUUUCACAAUCGCAAACGAAACACCAAACAUGGCUGGAGUAAAGCAAAGACUUAGACUUUUUAUUAUUUCAUAAGAAUUCAACAAGAUUUAUGACUUUAUGACAAUAAUCAAAAUGCUUGAUUUACAUUAAAUCUUGUCGUACCUAUUAAUACUGAGAUAAAAAAUCCUUAAGAAUGUAGUGUGUCCGGCCUUUUUAGCUAAAUGUCCGGCUAAACGGGCUGGUCUGUCCGGCUAUAAGGCCUAACGACCUGGCAACCCUAGUUGUAGGUAUACCUUUAGUUUACAUGACCAUAAACGCUAAACUGUUUGUUUUUACUCUAAAUACAUUUAAAAAUGUCUCUUUAGGUGUUUAGUACCGGGACUUAUUGAACAACCUGAUAAAACACGGUUUUUAAAAGAUUUUUUAAUUUUUUGAUACAUUUCGUAGAGCUAUUUACUAAAUAUUAUAUGUACUUAUUUUAAAGACAAUAAUUUAGAAUAGUAACUUAUAUCAAAUGAAAGUUCAAAGCAUAGAAUUAAGAAUGAAUAAUGUUAUUCUUGUGAAUGUCUAUACAUAUUAGUAUCUACACGUUAUGUACUUAUAGUGAAUGCUAUUGCUGUUAAACUCAACUUUGCAAAGACUGUUUAGAGGUUAGGCCGUUCAGUAAGUAAGCUUUUUAAAUCAGGAAAAAUUAUAUUAUAGACACAACUUCACACGAAUGAUAAUUCCUAUAUCUAAAAACAUGUUUUUGAACAAAAAAUAAACACUUACUUAAAAAAAAAUGCGGUAGUUUCUAACUUUGACUAGUUUCUUCCGUACUUUUGUCCAAAUGUCAAAAACAAUACUCCUCUAUGAAAUUUGUAUGAAACGGCAAAUUAUGACGUCUCAGUAUUUAUGCUUCAAAUAGCUUACGUUUUUGAGAUUCGAAUUCAGUGUAUCGACAGAUCGAUGAAUAAAAGUAUACCUAAUUAUUUUUCAUUAUUUGAUUGUACUGAAACGACGAAUUAAUUUAUUUUUGACCUAGGAAACUACCCAAUUAGAUAAGUGUCAAUGACAAAAUACUUUUGUGACGAACAAGGUCAUACCUAAUAGAUUUUCGACGAGUAAUACCUAAUACUGACCGGUCUGUAUCGCAAUCUAAUGACGAUAUUAUGGCAAACAGCAAAUAGAAAUUACGUUCCAUAUUCAAAUUUUCUGGAGAUAGUGGCUUUAAAUAUUAUUGGAUUUU
This is a messenger RNA of Spodoptera exigua (beet armyworm), 2876 nucleotides long. The record is from the annotation of a GenBank genome assembly. NCBI's taxonomy places the organism in Eukaryota, Metazoa, Arthropoda, Insecta, Lepidoptera, Noctuidae.